AUGAACUUCGCCGAGGCGUUUCGCGACGCCGUGGGCGAGAUUUCCUACACAGGCGACGAGCUCAUCAACGCGCUCCGGGCAGCGCGAGCGCUGCUGGCGUCGCUUCCGGACGACAUCCAUCUCGAGCAGAAGAAGAGGCUCGAUCGUCGGAACCGCCGUCUCUUGGGUGAGGUGAUCGACAUCUCCGUCUCAGAGAGCGAUUCGUCCGAGGAGGACAAGGACGACGACGACGAUGAGGCGUGUGCCGAGAGGAGUCGUCACACAGGCUCCGGCACGGGAACCGCAGGGGACGCCGGGGCCAUUGCUGCCGCGGAUGAGGUUGCCGCGUCGUCAUCGCGGUUUUCCACGCCCGCCGCCGCAUCUGAGAGGGUCGAUGGUGACGGAGCGGCUCAAUCAACAGCGGCCACGUCACCAGCGGAUCAAGCUUCCCAUCUCCCCGCCAGCCGCGGAAGCCUCCGUGAGGGCAGUGGGUUUGUGUCGCCUGCGUCGCUUCCAAGUGGCGAUUUGCUGCUGCGGUCCGAGGCUGCUUCGACAUGUGAUGCGUCAGGGGAGCCUGCCAAAACACAUGGGCGGCGGCUAUACCGGAGCACGGGCUCAGAGCAGCGACGCAGAGCGUCCUCCCAGCCAUGGGACGGGUGCGAUGCUUGCCACACCUCUUCAGCGUCGAGCACAGCAGCAUCGUCGCUGUCGAGCGAUGCGGAUCAUGAGAAGAGGGAGCGUGUGCGGCAGCUCGAGCUGUACGAUCAGGCCCCGAGCGAGUGGUUGCAACAGUUCAUCUGCAUAGGAGCGAAGCUGUUCGGGGAGCAGAUGGAGGACUACUUUCGUGCCGUGCACACCUUAAUCUACUACAUGGCGGUACGGCGAAAGCGGGUGGAGCAGCGUUGCCAGUACUUGCGCAACCGUGCUGCGCAAGAAGGCACAGGGGGCGUCGAUGCGGCGCUCUCUGACGCUGCUGCGCGGGCCUUCUCAUAUACUUCCCGCGGCAGCUGCGAGACGGCGGCAACAGGGGCACACGAGGACGGUGCCGCCGCCUCUGCCAGCGAAGGAGAGCUGAAACACGUGGGAAGCAGCAUCGAUGAUGACGAGGAGGGUGAUGGGGAGGAGUUAGAGGGCUUUUAUAUUUCGAGGGAGGUGAAGCGGAGCAUACGUGUGGGGCUGCCGGACAACGCCUUUCGCUUGCGUGACAGCAUCCAUAAUUUCUUCUUCUCGUGCUACGCGUCCAUCAUCAUCCAAGGCUCCGUGUCGGUAGCCCAGGUCAAGCAGGCCGCAGCCGAGGUUGUGCGCAUCUGCCGCUGUGUGCUGACAUGGCCACGCUAUCCGCUGAAUUUGAGGGCGCAGUGGGCGGACGACCGGGAGGAGCAGCUCCGGCAGUUUCUCAACAAGUGGCUGGGGGAAGCGAACGGGCAUCUGGUGACGCUCAUGAUGGUGCCUCCUGAGGCGCCGGCAACGGUGGGGCGUCGCGCAGGCGCUCCGGGCGAAGUGGAUGUUGAAAGCUCCACCACGGCACGGUCGUCGUCGUCGGCGGUGGAUGCGGAAAGCAUCAUGACUGACGAUGGCAACUCCCGGGAUGAAGGCAACGACGACAGCGAAGAUGAGGGCACCGAGGCCGCCGUCGGCCCUAACAGCGCCAACGUGCCGCCGCAGCAGGUGUUUCUGGGGCCACAAACUCGCGGUGAGGACGCCAUCACGAUGGCAUACGAGUUUGUGCGGAGCCCGGCGCCGUGCAGCACACCUCUUGCACGCUUGGUGGCGGACACAGUGCCAGGGAAGGGUGUGGGUGCGCUGCUUCCGUGCAUCGAGCAGCCGGAGCGCCGUACCUUCAACGACGGGUUCUGCCGCCUGGCACCCUCUCUGUCGCAGAAGGAGCUGGAGCUGAUCACGGAGCUGAUGCAGCUGCCCCUCACGGAGAUGCCGGCCGUGAAGCAAGAUGAGAAGGGCGAUCAUGACCCACGUGCGCUGCAUGCGGCAGAGAAGGUAAUCGUGAAGCACUGGGCAUCGCCGACCUAUGACCCGCGCGGGGGCGAACUGACGGUGCUUAUCAACCCCACAAACGCGUUUCGCCUGCAACUCAGCAACCCGAUCAUUUUCUCCCUCGGCGGCGUGCAGUGCGACAUGUGCUGCGUGACGGAGCGUCGUGUCAGCUUCCAAGCUGUGCUCGACAGCGGCGUGCGCAGCGAGGUGGUACUGGAGUACGAGGGCUGCAUCGGGUACGAUGUAUGCGUUGCAUGUAGCUACUAUUACUACAAGAGCAGCGAGAUGCGGCUGCUGCGCGCAGUGCACCCCAACCCGCAUCUGCGCGUUCCCUUUGCCUUUGGUCGCCUCUCCAAGGUGAGGGUGCACUCCGUGCGCGCGUUCGCCUGCGGGGAGAGUGAGGGUGACAUGACGGUGGAGGUGGUCAUGGGCGUUUCACCGUACGGCGUGAUGCCCGUCGGCUGGGUCCUUCCUGUGGAUCGGCUGGCCGAGCUGAGCGCUGCGUGCCCGAUGCUCUCCGAGGAGAUGGAGCUGACCGCCGACGUGCAUGCGAGUCUGCCUGUGCCUCCACAGGACUGGAAACAGCGCUGCUCCGUCACCAAUAUCAGCAGCCUCUUGACGGAGACGGAUGGGUGUGGCGACACUGCCGCCGCCGCGGAUGCCGCCGCGAUGGCAAGCCAGCAUGCGCUUGCGGCUGGCAUGGCGGAUGACCACCUGAUCGAUGAAGCGGACGUGUGCCCGAUUUGUCUCCAGCUGCUGCACAGUCCUCUGCCGGUGCUGCGCACCCUGUGCGGCCAUUGCUUCCAUGUUGAAUGCAUCGGCUCGCAUUACCACUACAAGCCUGCUGUCGUAGACGGCGAGGUGAACGAGAACAACGGCUGCCCCGUGUGCCGGCGCAGCGAGUACAUGCCACCCCUCACAGACGCCGAUGCAAUGAUGAGGACGAACGUGUACAAGCUCAUACUGCGGGUGCCGGCUGACGAGGUCACCAAGGGGCGCGGCGCAUGGGCGCGGGAGUGGGGCGGCGGGUGCGCCAUUACAGUGGGGACGAUUUUGACGAGCGAUGGUGCGUACCACAAUGCCACAAAUAUUGCGGCCUGUGAGGCCUUCUACGGCGUGAUGCCAGGCUUUGCCCUCACCCGGGAUGCCACGGCAGGGGAAAGGGUGAUGGCGGCAGCCUCCCCUGGCGUGCCUUGA
This is a messenger RNA of Leishmania mexicana MHOM/GT/2001/U1103, 3168 nucleotides long. RefSeq lists its product as hypothetical. The coding region runs from base 1 to 3168 and encodes 1055 amino acids. The record is from RefSeq and is a predicted model, not a curated record. NCBI's taxonomy places the organism in Eukaryota, Euglenozoa, Kinetoplastea, Trypanosomatida, Trypanosomatidae. The transcript has a single exon.